Carcharodon carcharias (great white shark) is the source of this 3542-nucleotide messenger RNA. RefSeq names its product epidermal growth factor (gene egf). NCBI's taxonomy places the organism in Eukaryota, Metazoa, Chordata, Chondrichthyes, Lamniformes, Lamnidae. Gene Ontology annotation, molecular function: calcium ion binding. The transcript is spliced from 24 exons. Bases 54 to 3542 code for a protein of 1162 amino acids. The record is from RefSeq and is a predicted model, not a curated record.
UGCUUAAAAACCACUGAACUGUUCACUGCAGCUACCCAAGGAGAGUGGAGAUUAUGCUACUGUUACUGCUUUUGAUAGUAGUCUUCAGUGUUGUUUUGACAAAUCUCUCUGCCUCUGUGGAGUGGAGAUGUUUGGAUGGUUACCGCUUAGCUGAUGAUGACUUCACAUGUGUUGACAUUGAUGAAUGUUUUGAAAAUGGACUGGGAACUUGUGGUCAGACCUGUACCAACACACCAGGAUCAUACACCUGCUCCUGCCUGCCUGGCUAUACGUUAGAGGACAAUAAAUGGUCUUGUCGUGCAGACUCUCCAUCACCAUACCUCAUCUUCAGCCAUGGAAAUGCAAUAUUUAGGAUUGACAUAGAGGGAACUAACCACCAGAGGCUUGUGACCAAUGCUGGGAUAUCAGUCCUCUUGGACUUCCACUACAGAAAUGGAAGAAUUUACUGGGCUGUUACAGAGAAAGGGCUGAUUCAACGGGCCUUUAUAAAUGGCACUAAAAGAGAGAGUAUACGGGCCGUAGGGAAAGGUCUGUUGGGGUUUGCUGUGGAUUGGUUACACAACACCAUCAUUUGGACCAAUCAAAAGAAAGGAACUAUUGAAAUGUCAAACUUAAAUGGAAAGAAUUCCAAGAUCCUGCUGAAAGAACUGACCUUUCCCACUGUCAUAGCAGUCGAUCCAGAACAAGGGUACAUGUUUUGGGCUUCAGAAGGCUCUGUUCCAAGUAUUCAUCGUGCAACACUAAAAGCCACUGGAGUUGUCACCAUUUCCAAGACCAUGAAAAAAGUGAAAACUUUAACGCUGGAUCUUAUUGACAAGCGACUCUUCUGGGUUGAAAGUGAUGCUGAGAAUAUCUCAAGCAGCUUUGGGUCAUGUGAUUACAAUGGAGAUUCAGCUCACAUCUUGCAAAAAUCAAUGCAUCACCAGCCACUUGGAGUGUCUCUCUUUGCGGAGCACAUGUACUACUCAGAUUGGAAAACUGGCACCAUUCGUCGAGCAAACAAGUACACCGGGAAAGAUAUUGUUACCAUCAGCCCUAAACAGUCCUUUCUGCCUCCAGCUGACAUCAAAGUAGUGCAUCCAUUCCGCCAACCAGCAGCUGAAUCAGGCUUACAAUCAUCAGAAAAGGACAAUGAGAGCAUUUGCAAGAAAAGCUUAGAAAAAAAUCGCUGUGAGUGUAAAGAUGGCUACGUUCUCAGUGAUGAUCAGAAAUCCUGUGAAGAUGUCAACGAAUGUGCCUUUUGGAAUCAUGGAUGCACGCUAGGUUGCGAGAACUUGCCAGGCUCGUAUCUCUGCUACUGUCCAGAAGGGUUUGUACUACUGCCUGAUAUGAAAACCUGUCAUGAUCCAAUUCCUUGCUUGGAAAAUUAUGCUGAAUGCAGCCAUGAUUGCAUCCAGACAUCCGAAGGGCCAGUCUGUGUCUGCCCACCAGGAUCUACGUUAGGAUCUGAUGGAAAAACAUGUUCAGGUUGCACAGCACCAGAUAAUGGUGGCUGUAGCCAGAUCUGUGUACUGCAUCAUCCAGCAUCUUGGGAAUGUGAGUGUCUGCCUGGAUAUCAACUACAACUUGAUGGACAGCACUGCAGUGCCUCAGGUCCCAGACCAUUUCUGUUAUUUGCAAAUAGCCAGGAUAUACGGCGCAUAAACUUUGAUGGAACAGAUUAUCACACUGUGCUAGAAAGACAGAUGGGAAGAGUCUUAGCACUUGAUUAUGACCCUGUGCAAAGUAAGGUUUAUUUUGCUCAUACAGGCCUGAAGUGGAUCGAAAGAGCUAAUCUGGAUGGUUCUGAGCGUGAGGAACUUAUUAGCAAAGAUAUGGAUUUGCCUGAAGGACUAGCUGUGGACUGGAUUAACCGUAAAUUAUACUGGACUGAUGGAGGGUUAUCACACAUUGAAAGGAGUGAGCUCAAUGGCAUGCACAGAAAAGUGAUUGCCAGUGAAGAUGUCAGCAAGCCAAGAGGAAUUGUUGUUCAUCCAUUAGCAAAGAGACUGUUCUGGACAGACUGGGGACAUAAACCUAGAAUAGAAAGUUCUUCCCUAGAAGGUGAUGAUCGUUCUGUUGCUAUCAGCACUAAUCUUGUGUGGCCUAGUGGAAUAACCAUAGACUACUUAAGAGACAAGCUCUACUGGUGUGAUGCCAAAAAAUCUGUUAUUGAGAUGUCAGAUCUAGAUGGGUCCAACCGUCGGACACUUGCACAGAAUGAAGUAGGGCGUCCAUUCGAUGUAGCAGUAUUUGAAGAUCAUGUUUGGUUUACAGACUGGAACAAACCUUCUCUUAUGAGGGUGGAUAAGUGGACAGGUCACAAUAGAGUGCGACUCCGAGGCAGUAUGCUUAGACCUUCAUCUGUGACUGUAGUUCAUCCAAUAGCUAAGCCAGGUGCUGAUUCUUGCCUGUAUAAGAAUGGUGGAUGUGAUCAAAUCUGUGAGAAUAGGUUUGGAGUUCCAUAUUGCUUGUGCCAUGAUGGUUUUCAAAAGAGAAAAGAUGGAAAAUCAUGUCAGGCUAUAAAUCUUUCACCGACUGCAGGGUCCAGAAUUACAUCUUCCCACAAGAUAAAUUUGUUAACGGUCACAACAUUACGAAAGAAGAAUAUGUCACCCACUGAACCCAGCUCCUCCACUACCAAUUUCAGUGAGGAUGAGAUUAUUGCUGAACUCCAGACAAGAUCCACGCUUGUGGCAGAGAUAAUGGUAUCAGAUCAAGAUGACUGUGGAACCCUGGAAUGUGACUUCAAUGCUCAAUGUGUAGCUUCAGAAGGAGUUGCUAGAUGCCAGUGUUUGGAAGGAUUUACUGGCUAUGGCAAAGUUUGCAGUGAUAUUGAUGAAUGUGCCAUUGGUGUUGCCCUUUGCAGUGGACACAUAGCAGACUGCAUUAACACAGAGGGCAGUUACGUCUGUAAAUGCCACCCUGGCUAUAAUGGUGAUGGACUCCUCUGUUACGAUAUUGAUGAAUGCCAUACUGGGAUGAACAAUUGUGAUGAAAAUGCUGUAUGCACAAACACGGAUGGCAGCUAUACCUGUACAUGUAACAAAGGACUUUUGGGGACAGGUCAUAGCUGUAGAGGUGUGAACAGCUCAGCCUUGCCCACUGAUGGUUCGAUGGAGACAACUGUCAGGAGCACUACUUUUGAAACAACCACAAACAAGAAAAAUAUUCACAUUGUGAAUUGCCCACUUUCGCAUAAGGGCUUCUGUCUGAAUGGAGGGGUUUGUUUCCAUAUCCCCGAAAUAACAGUGUUUGCAUGCAACUGUCUCAAAGGCUACAUGGGAGAACGGUGUGAGUACAGCGACUUACAGUGGUGGGAACUACAUCGUGUUGAGGAAGAGAAGAGACGUAAUGUGGUUAUAGCUGUAUGCAUAAUAGUGUUAAUCUGCCUGCUGUCAGUGGGAGCUUGCGUUACAUACUGCUACAGGCACCAGAAACAUUUGAAGAAGAGCCGUUAUUCAGAAGAAAUGAGUGAAACAAGCAGCAGCACCAUUGACAGUGUAACCGAGACAUCGACAAAUACUGAGCAGCAGUUCUUUAAUGUAUUAGACAUUACAUGA